Messenger RNA from Ostertagia ostertagi, 663 nucleotides. Lineage: Eukaryota; Metazoa; Nematoda; Chromadorea; Rhabditida; Trichostrongylidae. The record is from the annotation of a GenBank genome assembly.
ACCCGUGAACCCGACACAACUCUGGCCUCCUUCAACGAUCACGAAGCUAAUGAACCCGGCACAACUCCAGAUACUAACUUAAUUCAUACGACAGCACAUGACCAACUGUCACAUGAUCCAAUGACAUUGGAGCACCCAGGGUCAUCCCAUGCGCCAUUCGCAUCACCCCUCGGAACAUCUCCCGGACAUCAAUACACUGCCGCACUACAAAAGCACAGCGACGCUAGUGCUGGCCAUCCAGCUCGAAGCUCUGAUUCAUCAAUGAUGUUCGUAAUAUUGGGUGCUGCCGUCGGUAUUCUGAUUAUACUCGUUAUUGCUGCGAUUGUUGUUGUAAUGAUGCUUUCUAAAAAGAAGAAGGAGAGAGACAAAAGACUCGCAGCAGCACUGGACGAAGAAGAGCGCAAAAGGAAGGAGCGAGCGACUAUGAAAAGCAAAGAAAAGAGCAAGGAAAAAGAUAACAAAAAUGGAGACGACGACGAGAAAAAGAAUAAAGAAAUGGAUAUGGAUAAGCUCAUGGCGGCUCUCCAGAACGAAAAAAUGGAGGAACUCAUGCGUGACCCUAGUGAGGAUGCAAACCCGAAGGACGUGAAUAAGAUGGUGAAAGAGUUACAACAGAAACGCAUGGCAAAACUGAUGAACGAGAACCAGACAAAGGUGGAAUGA